CAUUUUGUUCUUCAAGUUAUUGUUACUUUUAUUUUCUUUUAUACAUUUCUCUUAAUAUUUAUGUAUGCAUCCAUAAUAUUUUUUUAAAAAAGAUUUUUCAUUAACUAAUGUAUUUAUUGUAGUUUUAAAUAUAUUAUAGUUUUCGUGCACUUGAUUAUUUUUUUUUUGGCGUUCGUAGUAUUUGAAUUGGUUGAGAACCUGAAUAGAUAUUUAUUUUCAUAAAGUUUUUGGUGUAUGUUUAAAAUUUUUUUUUGUAAAGGCUUUUAAAUCAUAUGAAUAUAAUAUUCAACACACUACUGUUGACUGUUUAUAUACUUAAAAUUCUAACGUAUGUAAUUGCAAAUUUUCUGAACUCAUAGAUUCGUUGCUACUUUACAAAUUAUCACAGGAUGAAGUACAUAGGGUAAAGAUUGUUUUGAUGAUAAUAUAAUGUCCAUAUCAUAAUGUGUGUGUUUUUUUUUAUCUACUAUGUAUUUAGAAAUAAUUAACACAUUCAAUAAUAUUAAAGAGUAAAAAGUCCUAUCAAUUGUUCAUAGUAUAAGCUCAAAGUUAAACUCAAGCCCAAUCAAAAAAAUAAAACUCAUAAGACAGACACAUGUCGGUCUGUCAGAGAGUGACUUUCCACGUGGAUAGCUUAGGAGAGAGACAAACAUAUUUUUAUAUAUAUAGAUCGUCUAUUUUGAUUGAGUUAUGUAUUUAUCAUCAGACGAUGAUUAUGGAGUUUCGGAUAAUAACCAAGGCCGACGAUUUCCUUGUUAAUCUGUAUUGAAACCCUUGUUUGUACUAAUGAAAAUGUUCGGUAAAUAGACUAUGUUCGAAAAUACUUGUGUGAGAGGGGGCAUCUGCGACUGCGCCCAACAACUUUUUUUAAAUUGCAUGUAAAGCAUUGAAUAAAUUCAGUAUGCCCUCUUUGUUUUAGCAUAUAUUCUCCUAAUCAAUAGAACAAUCUUUACCUCCGCCCCUGGGUAUAUGAUUAAUUAAUUUGAUACGUUAAAGUUUUCUACUUUAUAACAUGUGACUGUACGAGAUGACGAAGAUUGAGUUAUUUAUGUAGUUGUUACAACAAUAUUUUUUUGCUGCAAAUUGUUACAACAAGUUAUAAUUUACGUAUUUGUUACAACAUUCAUCAUGAAAAUGAGAAAAAUAUUUAUUUUGUAACAAUUUGUUAAAUUAUUUUCCUUUAUUUAUGAUGAAAGAAAAGAUGUGGUGCAUUGGAGUGAUGGUAUGUUCCAGUAUUAUUGAUUAGUAUGACCAAUUUACCUCGCAUUUUCUUCUUAUAAUUAAUUUGAAGUUGACUAGUUUUUUUUUAUUUGGUCAUAUGAUUGGACUACGUUUGUUGAUUGGAACUAGCACACAUAGCAUUUGUCAAUAUAACAUUUUAGUUUAAAAUUUCACUUAGUAAUCAGAUGGAGCGUGUGCCUGGAUCGUUUGGCACCAGCGUUAGUUUCGCUCUCCGUAUCUUCCAACUCGGUUUCUCUUCAACUUCUCUGAUCUCCAUGUGCUUGGAUUACGAUUUCAAUGAAGUCACGACCUUCUGCUAUCUGGCGGUUGUAAUGGCUUAUGUAAUUCUCUGGAGUAUCUUACACACGUUGGCCGAUACAUACUCUGUCUUAAUGAAACAACUUCCUCACAAACCUAGAGUUCUAUCCAUAGUUCUCGCCGGUGAUGUUGUACUGUCGUUUCUUUCUCUGAGUGGGGCUUGUGGUGCAGCCAGUGCAACCGAAAUGCUUUUGUCUAUUGAUGCACCCAUGUGCGGAGAUAACAGAUGUAUCAAAUACCAAGUCUCAGCUUUAUUGGCCUUCUUGUGCUGGGCUCUGUUUCUUGAUUCAGCUAUUUUCAAUAUUUGGAGCUUAUAUUCACUAUUCCGUUGACAUAGCACAUACAUGUACAUUUUAUUUUUUUUACUCUAGAACCUUAGAGCACCAUCAACGCAAGCGCUUGAUGGAGUGCUUCUUGGUGGAACCCACCAUAAAACAAGAAAACGGAGUGUUUAAAAUGCCUGAUUAGGUGUCGCUGCUUGAGCU
Molecule: messenger RNA, 2024 nt
Organism: Brassica napus (rape)
Lineage: Eukaryota; Viridiplantae; Streptophyta; Magnoliopsida; Brassicales; Brassicaceae
Product: CASP-like protein ARALYDRAFT_485429
Exons: 3
Coding region: 1407-1871 (154 amino acids)
Cellular component (GO): membrane
Source: RefSeq, a predicted model, not a curated record